Scleropages formosus (Asian bonytongue) is the source of this 1031-nucleotide messenger RNA. Its product is annotated as mitochondrial import receptor subunit TOM20 homolog. Lineage: Eukaryota; Metazoa; Chordata; Actinopteri; Osteoglossiformes; Osteoglossidae. Gene Ontology annotation, molecular function: transmembrane protein transporter activity. The transcript has 5 exons. The record is from RefSeq and is a predicted model, not a curated record. Gene Ontology annotation, cellular component: mitochondrial outer membrane translocase complex. Gene Ontology annotation, biological process: tRNA import into mitochondrion; protein import into mitochondrial matrix; intracellular protein transport. The coding region runs from base 114 to 554 and encodes 146 amino acids.
CUGCCAUGGUAGGUUUUUGUUAAGUUGGGGUCAUGAGCUCACGGUGAAUAAAUUGUCACAUAUCUGUUUCAGGUCGUGUAAAUAACGUGAAGCGGCUCGCGCUUUCAGUCGGUAUGAUGGGGAGUAAAACGAGUGCGAUAGCUGCGGGGGUUUGUGGGGCUCUCUUUGUCGGCUACUGCAUCUAUUUCGACAGGAAGAGACGGAGCGACCCCAACUUCAAGAACAGGCUGCGGGAAAGAAGGAGAAAGCAGAGGGCUGCUAAGGAGAAAGCGGGCCUGUCAAGGCUGCCUGAUCUGAAGGAUGCUGAGGCAGUGCAGAAGUUCUUCCUGGAGGAGAUCCAGCUGGGAGAGGAGUUACUGGCCCAGGGAGACUACGAGAAGGGUGUGGACCACCUGACCAAUGCCAUUGCAGUUUGUGGGCAGCCCCAGCAGCUGCUCCAGGUUCUGCAGCAGACCCUGCCCCCACCUGUGUUCCAGAUGCUCCUCACCAAACUACCCACCAUCAGCCAGCGCAUUGUCAGUGCACAGAGCCUGAGCGAAGAUGAUGUUGAGUGAGGAGUGUCCUUCCCAAAGCUGGUGCCUGCCCCAUGGCCUCUGAUCCCUGCUCUGCUCCAGUCACCACCCAGAGGUUCAGGCUCCACCUCUCCUGUUGUACUCAAACAAGGACACAUUUUUUCUGUAAUGCCCUCAACUUAAUUCUAUAUUUAUUGUCCAUCCAGAGACAUACUUAUUUUGAUACUUUCCUGGACCUCUUGGUCUUUGGUUUGGUAAAAGUACUUAUCCCAACUGCUGUUUCUUUUUUUUUUUUUUUUUUUUUUUUUUUUUUUUUAAAAUAAGGUGUGAGCUGUCCAUUUUUAAAGCCAUGUGGAAAACAAAUGGGAUAAUGUUAAAAAUGAACAUUAAAAUCCAUAAAAUGAAUGGGUGGAACAUAUAUUGUCAUACAUUAAAACUUGCAAAACAGCAAAUGUUUUUCCUGCAUAUUGUGCACACCCAGGAAAAACAUCAUAGCCAAUAAACAGUAUGCAAGCAGAA